ACUUCUACGGCGCGUCUGUGCCAUACCUCCAGUGAGUGCACAGCACAGUGUGCAGCAGCAGCAGCAUAGGAUGUAAUCAAUCCCACAUGUUUCAUCUCUGCGACUCGGGGAUUUUCACUUUGUACGAUUUUUCUCCCCCUUUUUCGUCUGCGAUACUCUUCCUUUUAGCCACCACUCGCCAUACAAGGGAUAUAAGUUACUAGAGAUGACGGGGACUCACUUUCCACCCUGCCAAGCCAAAACUCCGCUCAAUGCGAGCGGAUCCCGAAGUUCAUAAAGGGGAUUAUUUGCAUCUGGGCGCCUGAGAUCUUCGGUGCCUCCGGAUUUUACUUCGGAUUUGGGAUUUAUCGCUCCUCGCCCGGAUGGAAAGCCGUGAUUUCGCUCCUCCGCACCACCUCCUGACGGAGCGGAGCGCGCUGGUUCACAGCGCCGCGUCUCGGAUGGCGUCAGGCGGCCACAGCUCCGUGCAGCACCCCGCUCACUUCCAGCCGGGGAAGUACUACUCAUCCCAUCUCUCCAUGGCUCCGCACUCAGGUGCUUCCUUUAUGGGUUCCUUCCUGUCCAGCAGUUUGGGGUCGCCGGCCUCCCACCCGCCUCACCCCUCGGGACCCGUUUCCUCCCCAUCCUCUCCCUCUUACAGGAGCGGACCUCAUUCGAACGCCUCCCCUAUUUGGUUCCCUCAUUCACAUGAAGGGUACCCCGGCUAUUCAGGAAGUCUUGCCUCCCCUUUUCUUCCCAUGAGUCCCCUGGAUCACCAUAACAACAGUCUGUAUGGGCAGCACCGCUUCUAUGAAACUCAAAAAGAUCACUUCUACCUGAGAGGCCUUCCAACCCAGCCUUCUCUGCUCUCCACCAAUCACAGCCUUCCACCACUCACCAGAACCGCUUCUGGCCACCCGCUCGGCUCCUGCAGCCGAGGGACGGACAGCGCAGGAGGAGGUGUCAAGAGCACCAGGGACACGGGCGAGAAAAUUGUUGCGUCCUUGUCAAAGGAGAAAGAAAGAUCUAGCAGUAAGGAGCGCCACCAGGAAAAUAAAGACAAACACCAGCUUCAUCAUCCUCACCAGACCAGCCCCGCUGCCACUCCAUCAAGCUUCCAUCAUAAAGCCUACCCGCAUCCCUCCCAUGCUCCCCUGCUUCACCUCACAACCCAAAGCAGGGAGGAGGAUUCCAGACACCCUUUGGAGCGUCACAAGGAGCACAGAGACAACAGUGACAGUCAGGGAGGGAAACAUAUGAGUGCCUGUAAACUGUCUAGUGUUUCUGGUACGGAGACUGGCUCCAGUGAAAAAGGGAGCACAUUAAGCAGCUGUAUUGGGGGUGGAGCAGGGAGAACUCCUGCUGGAGGCAGUAGGCGUUGCUAUAAAGAACCCAUAAAUGGGGAGAUGAGGAUCAGCGACUCUUCAACCUCCCCCUCGGAAUGUAUAAGAAGAGGUGCGGCUGCAGCCACAGCCAUCUUGGCACCACCGCACUCUGUGCCCUCCUACUCCAUGCCUCCUCCUCCACCUCCGCCACCCCCUCCUCAUACCUUGCACAUGGGCUCAGCAGUGGUAGGAAGCUGGCUUCACCCACAUCACCAUCCGCAUCCGGAGUUUUACUGCCCCCCAGCACAUAUUACCAUUGUACCCUCCAAAGAUCCACUUUCUGCAGGGUCUAGAAGGGAAGCAAAAGUCUUAGGUGCAACAUUCGUCCCUUCUGUGGGACCGCUGGGAGAUCUGGCAGCCCCUGAGUGCCGUGGAGCAGGAAGUGGUGGUAAAAAGGCAGAGGACAAGAAUGGAGAUGGAUCUCAUGAAAGUCCCUCUCAUCACCUCAGUCGCCUUAGCAGUUGCCAGAAGAAAGACAAAUCCCAAACACAUUUGCAGCAGCUGGGAUACGGCAAGGCUGACAAACUGCCCGACUGGAGCCAACAACAACAGCACUUCCAAAAACAUAAUUCCAAUGCGAGCUCUCAGUCCGAGCUGCGACCCUGCAGCCUGGAAAGAACCUCAUCCCUCCGAGAUGUGGAGGUUGUGGCGGAUGUUUACCGGCCUUCACUUCCACCAGAUGCCCAAGGGACGUACCUUGGGGCUGGACGCUGGUCUGCAUCCAAGAAUGGCUCUCCACCUUUUAAGGACUGCUCUCAAUCAGGAUCUCACUCUGAUGGAAGGGUGGGCUCAGCAGUUCAGAGGGAGGGACAAAAGGUUGCCAGGAUACGACACCAGCAACACAGCAGCCACGGUACAGAAGAAAAGGGACGAGAUGGCGGUCAGGUCACAACAUCUUGGGGUGCUCGAAGAGGGCCCCAGGAGGACCAGAGAAAAGACUCCCGUCAUACAUCUGCUAGCAAUAGUGAUAUGAGGGGACUCGUGAACGUAACCUCUAACAAAGACAGCAACCAGUCUGCUCCUCUAUCCCAUCCCUCAUCACACAACACAGGAGGAGAGGGCAACGCCAUGAAGAACUUAAUGAACUACAGCUCCCAGCAGCCUUUGCUGCUGCCCCAGCGGAGCCCCUUUGGAGGCUUGGGCUGCCUCAAGCAGGGCGGAGAGAGAUCAGAGAAGGGGGAAAGAGGCGGAGGCAAGAACAGCUCCUUACAAGACCCACCCAAACAGUCGCUCCCUCCUCGCAGAGGCUCCUCUAACGAGGGAGAGAAGGGCGAAAAAGGCGGGAGGGAGGCUGGGGAGGCAGGAGAGGGGGAGGUAAGGCAGCCUCCGGUGGGUAUUGCAGUAGCAGUGGCUAGGCCCCCCCAUCGUUCUCCAGACAACACCCCUGGACACAGCAGACAGGGCAGAGUGCUGCCCAGCAUGAAAGGGGUGUCCCGACCCAUGUACCCACUUGGCCGCGAGGCAGAGGAGAGGAAGAGGAUGACAGAGGAUCAGAUCAGUCAUCAUCACCUAGAAAGGGACAGAGAAUUGAUCAUUAGGGACAGCAAGGAUCGACUGGAGUUUGCCAGGAUCCACCCUUCAAGUAGUUGCCACGGUGACCUGACCUCUCACCUCUUGGUGCCUGGAGGCGCGAGCCAGUUGGGGGCAGACGCCGCUGCACAUGCUCACCAGGUUCACCACCACUGGAUGCAGAGAACAGGAAGUCCCUCCCUCUGGAUGGGACAUUCAUAUAGUCUGAACCACGUGGGGAUGAGUGCCAGCUUCCCCCCAGGUUUACCCAGCCCUCUGCAGCCUGUGCUUGGCUCACUCACCCAAGACUCCAGCUCCCCGCUGAUGGUUCUUCCUACAGAGCCUGGGCCUCAUCAUCACCUUGACGUUUUAGAGCAAUCCGGUCCGUGGCCUCCUGUCUACGGAGCCCGUGGGCCCCCUCCUCACCUCCAGCAUCACCCCAUCUACUCUCGCUCUUCAUUCCUACGGCAACAGGAGCUGUACGCACUGCAACAGCAACGGGCCAUGGAACAUUUGCAACGCCAUUCCUUGGGACAGCGAAAACACGAUGAGCAAGUCGCUACGUUCGAAGACGCUCCUUCAGCAUCGCGAACCCCAACGUCAUCCUCUUCUUCCACCACGUCCUCGCACAUGGCCAAACCCUUCUCGCACACGCCUCCCCCACAAAAGACAUCCGCCCCGUCACCGGGGCUGUGUCCCAGCAGUCGUCAGUCACCCUGCUACCAUUCCCCCUCCAGGCGAACGCACCCGCCCAAUCCUCUGACCCCCGCCCCUAGCCCGGCAGCGGCGGCCCCUCGCUCGCCGGCACUCAGCCCUGCGCCAUCGCUUCUACCCAAAGGCCUGGAGAGGACCAGCGACAGGGGGGAGGGACAGCCACCUCAGGACUACCCACAAUCCCUAGAGCCUGACUUGCCACCUGUUUACACCUUCCCUCCACUCUCCAUGGGUUUCAAGGCUGGGCCCUCACCGUCCGAAGCCCGCUUGGCUGAGCAAGCCUCGCAAGAAUCGGAGCCGGCGGAGCCUGACUCAAAGUCUCUCCAGCCUCUUCCCCACAUCCCACCUCUCACUAAAGAUGAGACCAGGAGGGAAGAGGAGGAGGAAGAGGAAGAGGGGAGAGACUGUGAAGUGGUGGAAUCCCACAGUGGACCCCCAGAAGAAAAGGAGGUGGAAAGUCGAGGGGAUGGAUGCUCUCUUCCGGAGCAUGAAAAUACCACUUCUGGCCUGCUGCCUUGCCCUUCCCCAUCUUCUAUCCUGGAUCCAAACGGCCCUGCCACGGCCCCAAGCAAAGCCUUAAAGCAAGCGGAGAUAUUCAAAGACAAUGAGGUUGAGAAGGAAUGUGGAAAAGAGGAACUCGGAGGAGAAAAAAUGGAGUGCGAGCCAACAGACUGCACCGUGGCGGAAGACGAGACAAACGAACAUGAAGAAUUGGUCGUUGACGGUGAAGAAGACAAGCAGAUUGAAAAGAGUCGAGAGCAGCUGAAAGUGUCCGACUCUCCUUCUCCACCCACGGAUGGCUCUCCCCCACUCUCCAUUAGCGCGGCAGCCCAGCAGCAAGGGGCCUACAUGUGGAGCCUGGAGCUUCUCAUUGCCGCCACCCUGUGCGCCACCCGAGAUGCCCUGCACGCACCUGCUCCCGCAGCCCGGGCUCCCAGCCCUCUGCUCCACCACGGUAUGGAAAUCCUGGGAGAACUGGCUGAGCUGGAGCUCCAGCAGAGGAGUCAGGAGAGCAAAGAGAACCCAGAUGAAGGUGAGCGCAUGCUGACCUUCGACCUGCGCAGUCUGGCAACGCUGGCGGCCGCCCGGGCCUUGGAGAUGGGGGGAGGGGCUCCUCACGAUGGCGCCGAGCAACAAUGUCAAAUUCGGGAAAGGCUGAAUUUGCGCAGGAAGUGCAGCUGGACACCUCGUCAUGAGCCGGUGUGUCCGGUGAAAGGCUCCAUGGAGACGAUGGGAGGGGAAGAGCUGGCCAUGCGUGUCCAGCUGGCUGAGCUACAGCGCCGCUACAAAGAGAAACAGAGAGAAUUGGCCAAGCUUCAGAGGAAACACGACCACCAGAAAGAGGAGACGUCUCGCAGCCCUGCCCGCAGGGGGCCAGGUCGGCCCCGUAAGCGCAAGUCCGUGCAGGCUCCAGACUCCUCCAAAAGACUCCGGGCUGGUGUUAAUUUGCAGGAUGAAGAGCGAGUCAGAAAGAAGCAUGACUUCAGCAGCCUCAGCGCCACACAGUUAAAAGCGGGCUGUAAACACAGAGGUCGACCCAGCGCCCUGAGUUCCGGGCUGGCGAAGCGGGUAUGCCAGCUGAAGCAGAAGGACGCAGCCCAGCGUGCCGCACCGUCAGCGGGCAUGCUGCACUGCAGAGUGGCCGCUGGGCCAGAAGAAGGGCCCAAGAGUCACUGUGGACACGCAGGAGCAGACCCACAACAGGAAUGGGGGGCCAGUCAGACCGUGAAGAGAAAGAGGGGUCGGAAACCGAAGGCGUUGGUGAGCUCCGACCUAAACAGAGCUCCGAGCUCAAACCGUGCCUCUGAGAAGCAGGAAGUCAGCGAGAGUUCAGGACAUGAGGACGAGGAGGACUGCAGCUGCAACAGCGAUGAGGGAGCCAAUGACAUCAGGAUUAGCUCAUCUUCCAAAGAAGCCCCUUCAAACUGUACCGACCCUUUUUCUGCGCAGUCCUCUCGGCUGCACUCAAACCAGAAAAACAGUACUAAGAAACCAGGACCUCCAGGAAAAUUGGCCAUCGCUGACCAGAGAAAGGCCCACAGGAAGCACUGCCUGGCCAACUGUAAAAGUGAACAUCCAGGUCACCACGGGUCUCGAAGAGCUUGUCUUCCCAGCUGGGCGGCCUCUUCAACGGGCUGCAGUUUUGGGGACGGUCGGGUGAACCAUGGAGCUCUAAUAGAAGAUAACAGGAAUUGCAAGGAUGCAACGAGGAGAGACUCAGCAGUGCACAGUAAUCUGGGAAAGGCAAUUCCUGAUGACAGUGAGGCAGGCCCUAGUCAUUCAAGAGAGGAUCUGCCCGGGGUCAACCACAGUAGAAAAAGACUGCAUGAGGAAGGCGAGACAGAAGAAAUGCAGACAGAAGAAGCAGGGAAAGAACAAAGAAAGACAGGAGGCGACAGAGAGAGAAUGGAAGUGGACAUGAUAAUGACGUAUACAAAGUCAAAUCAAUGUGACGCUAAAGUUUUUCAAAAACGAUUGCUCAAAAACCGUACACUGACAAUUAAAAAAGCAUGGUAUGAGAAGUAUCCCUGGCUGCAUGUUAGUAUGGGUACUGGUGGUGUUCUGUGUUUUCACUGCUCUAAAUACUUUCAGACAGCGGCGCAAGCCGAGAGCAUAGACCCAGCUUUUGUCAACACUGGAUUGAAAAACUGGGAAAAAGCACUUGAAAAAUGUUCCAUGCAUGAGAAAACAGAGGGUCACAAACUGGCUAUUACAACUGCCGCGCAUGAAAACAGUCCAGUUACUCCUAAGUUGAUCAGUGCAGUCAGUACAGCGCAGGCAGAAAACAGAGCUUGUCUCUUAAAAAUAAUCGGGGGUGAGAUGUUUCUGGCGAGGCAGGGCUUGGCCUUUAGAGGACAUGGACAUCAAGGUAACCUUGACCAGCUUUUGAAAUACAAAGCUGAAGACGAUCAGUCAUUCAGUAGGUGGUUAUCCGCGAAGGCGGGGGUGCACACAUCCUGGGAUUGUCAAAAUGAGCGGAUAAAUUUGAUGAGCUCAUCAAUUAUCAGGAAAAUUGCAGAUGAGAUCCGGUCCUUACCAGUGUUGCAGUAUUCCAUCAUCAUCGAUGGGACGAGGGGUGUCUCUGGUGUAGAGCAGGAGGUGAUGUGCCUACGUUAUGUUGACAAAGAUUUGCUGGUGCACGAAGACUUCAUAGGGUUGUAUGAAGCAAGUUCUCCGACAGGUGAAAACCUUGCUAGCACCAUUUUGGAAGUUAUGUUGAGGCUGAGUUUGCCAAUAUCUGGCCUCAGAGGUCAGGCAUAUGAUGGAACUUCGAAUAUGUCUGGAAAGUACUCUAGUGCCCAGGCUGUUAUUCAGCGAGUGCAGCCACUAUCACCGUACAUACAAUGUCGAGCACGAUACAUCGAUUCAGUUACUCAACAAGCUUGCUCAGCCUCGUGUUUUGUGCGAAACGCGAUUGACUGGAUACGUGACCUUGGCACAUUUUUUGGGCAGUCUGGUAAGGUGAAGGACGAGUUUAAAGCUAUUGUUUCAGCCGAAGAACAAGGACCAGCUGUGUCCGUCAGGCCUUUAUGUCCCACGAGGUGGACUGUACGCUCACGAGCUAUCCGUGCUGUUCUCAGCCAAUAUGGGAUGAUACUAAGUGCACUAGAUGAUAUGGCCGCGAGUCAGUCUGACUCCGCAAGCCUGGCAGAGGGCUUAUGUGUUCGACUACAAAAGGGUAACAUCGUACUGGGACUUCUGCUUGCUUUAGAUGUGAUCAGUGAACUCGAGGUUCUAAACACAGCUCUCCAGAAUAAGAGUCAGACAAUGGAGGGCAUUCUCUCUGUAGUCUCCUUGGUCCAAGACGGCUUGAAAUCCAAAAGAAAUACCGAACACUUUGAGGCGGUCUUUAAGGAGGCAGAGGACAGGUGUGGGAAUCUGUCUCUAGAGACCAUUGUUUCACCCCGCACACUUGGACUCCCAAAAAUAUAUUCUGGGCAGGCUCCUGGAUCUGGAUCAACUGUGGAUUUUUACAGAGUAGAAUUCUACCGUGUCCUAGACACAGUAGAUGCACAAAUUACCGAGAGGUUUAUGGAACCAGGCAUUCAAACAUUUAAAGAACUGGAAAACUCACUCCUGACCCCCAUUACAAAUAACGCAGCAGUUCGCAGAUAUCCUGAACUAAAAGAGGAAGACUUGAGAGUCCAACUGGCCUUGUUUAAAAUCAAGUGCAAGAUCAACACAACUGCAGACGCCGUGCAGGCUCUGAAGGAAAUGCCCCCAGAGCUCCGUGUCCUGUUUGAUCAGGUAGAGACACUAGUGAGAUUGUUGAUGGUGGUUCCCAUAUCAUUUGCUGAGGCAGAGCGCAGUUUUAGUGGGUUACGCAGAUUGAAAACGUGGUUGCGAUCAACCGUGGCUCAAAAAAGACUCAGUGGCAUUGGUGUGUGCCACGUUCACCACGAGAGGCUUGAUAGACUGGACAGACAAGAAAUUGCCCAGCAGUAUGUUCAGGGUGAUGAAUGGAGGCGAGAUGUUUUUGGGUCCUUCGUUGAGUCUACUUCGAGACAGUAAAUUUGCUUAGCUGCAAAUUCCUGGUAAUACUAUUUAUGUCGUUUAAAAUGUGAAUUUCUUGGACAGCAUAUAUGUCAAACUCAGGCCCGGGGGCCAAACUUGGCCCACGAUGUAAGUAUAUUUGGCCCGCAAGACCAUAUCAAAUGUGUAUUAGAGCUGGCCCGCCAGUAUAUAGCACAUGCGGCACUAAUAUUACAAAUGCUCUGCAAGUGUGUUGGCUCAUCAUUCUAGACCGGCGAGCGCCCCUUCCCUUUCUGUUGCAGUCGUUAGCAACUAUGCUGCCAGUCUCCUUGAGCAAAUUUACAUUUCCCCUCCCCAAAAAUGGCCCAACGAAAGAUGGAAAACAGUUCACUUCCAAGACAGCUGGGAGGCAGAUUGUCUGUUCACUAAAGUAGAAGACAGACCUAUUUGUCGUGUGCGGAGCAACGUGGCUGCAACAAAGAAUAUAAAAUAAUUGAAUUUUUAAUAUUUUUUUUAAAUGCCCUUUAUCAACUUCUAGGCAGGGACUAUUAAUAGUUUGAAGUUUGGAUUUUAUUGAAGGACAGUCUUAUUUUUUUAGGUGGUUCUGUUGUUGGCCUUUGAAAAAAGGUUUACAUAAAAAAAAAGGUAGUUGGAGAUAAGAUAAUACAAGAUGGAAAUAGAAGAUGGAAAAACAGAAGAAAUCAUGUUAUCUAUUUCAAUACAAACCAAACAAAUACCACUGAUGUCUUUUAUUGCAAAUUUGAUUUCUCGUGUUUAUAAUAUUAAAGUUUGCUUAUUCCAGAUGUAGUGGCUACACUGGGCUGACUUUGGUGCGGGCAGCGUGGGUUCAGUUCCCACUCAGUGACGGUGCGAAUGUGCCCUGUGACUGACUGGCGACCAGUUCAGGGUGUAGUCCGCCUUUCGCCCGAAGUCAGCUGAGUUAGGCUCCAGCGUCCCGCGACCCUAACCAGGAUAAGCGGUGUUGAAAAUGGAUGCAUUCCAGAUUCGGUGUUUAAGCAAAAUGUAAGUUCGUUUUCAUAUGAUAAACUUUAACGCUACAUUUCUGCAGAGAAGGGAAACGUGCACAUCUCAAUGAUUUCUCAUUAAAUAUUGAGUUUGGCCCGUGACGUUGUCCCCAUUUUUUAUUUUGGCGCACUGUGAAUUUGAGUUUGACACCCGUGUUGUACAGUAUAUAUAGUUAUUUCUAUUCAUGUACAUAUGUUGUUGUUUACACUAAAAUUCAUAAAUGCAUGAAAUUUCCAGACAAAUAGGUUCCAUCAUAGUAAGCCUUUGAAUAAAUUCCCUGUCAAAUGAAUGUAUGUCUUUUCCAUUUGACAGACCUCAGAGAUUUUUUGUGAACAAUCCUGCAAAAUUUGAAUGAUUAAAAAGUAUAUAAUAGCCAAGUAUAUAAUAUCAGGCUUCAUAAUCAUGAAAGAUUUUUCAGUUCUCUUCUCUUCAAUGCGGUCAGCGUGUCCGCUGAAUACACUAAAAACACGCCCUUCUCAACUGUCAAUUGAAUACCAAUUUUACCACUUGGGAAAAUGGAUGGUACUUUGUCUAGCGUCUUUCUCAUGCCUACACAUAACUACAUAUUGAGCCGUGAAAAUAGUUUAGUCUCCAUUGACUGGAAUAUAUGCCACCGAGUCCUCACGACUACGGGGCGCUCUAAAGCGACCACACCAGCGGACUAUCCGAAGGAAAGAUGCUUUUUUCACGGUGAAGGCAUAGCUAAUUAGCUAACGGCACGUCACAAUUGCGCAGGGUAACCGCUGAUGCUAAGAGGCUGAAGUUUUUCUAUAGUGGGGUCGGGUCUUUAACAAUUCAUUAUUGUUUCGCCAUGAUUUCAAAUAGCAAUUUUCCAGUGGCUUAGUGCAAACCACUAGCCCGUAGGCUAUUAUGAAAAUAAGUACUUGAACUAGUGAAAGCAAUAAAGAAUUCCACAAAAAUAAUUCAUUGCGUUUAAAUCAUUUGCUGACGGCUUGGUCCCUUUCAGUUCAAAAAUCCCAUCUGCGCCCCUGCUGCUGUGGUGUCCUUGAGCAACAAACUCAAUUGUCUUUAUUUCCGACUGAGACCACAGACUGCGUUUGUGUAGAGAGAGGCUAUAAAACCUCUAUCGUGCAAUGCAGCUCUGCACGACUGAAACUAUUAAAAAUGUUCAAUUAUAAAUUGCAUAUCCUUCCAAAUAUGCAAGUGAAUCCUAAUGUUAAUCAUGGCAAACCACAGACAUCAUACACAUCUUCCCCCCUCAGGGGCUGUGAGCAUUAUAGGGGGGAAAAAUCGGACCAAUCCCACUGGAUGCUUUGUAAGUGCUUUGAAGCGAUGCUAUGACAUCAUUUCCUGCAUCGUUGGCUUUUCUGUCCACAAUCAAAAGUAAUAGCUGAGCCUCGCUAUUUGAAAGCUGCAUUUUGCUCUUUGAAUUGGAAUCUGUUAAGAGGUGGUGCUGCUAUUACGAAAGCUAAACACAAGUGGAAUAGUAGAAGACAAUUUUUUUGGGGAUGGAAUGCAACCAUUAAUGUCUAUAUUUUUCCCAACAUUCA
Messenger RNA from Phycodurus eques (leafy seadragon), 10597 nucleotides. It is a transcript of the gene bahcc1b, whose product is annotated as BAH domain and coiled-coil containing 1b. The transcript has 20 exons. The coding region runs from base 363 to 8099 and encodes 2578 amino acids. NCBI's taxonomy places the organism in Eukaryota, Metazoa, Chordata, Actinopteri, Syngnathiformes, Syngnathidae. The record is from RefSeq and is a predicted model, not a curated record. Gene Ontology annotation, molecular function: chromatin binding.